Messenger RNA from Aspergillus ruber CBS 135680, 576 nucleotides. RefSeq lists its product as uncharacterized. The coding region runs from base 1 to 576 and encodes 191 amino acids. Lineage: Eukaryota; Fungi; Ascomycota; Eurotiomycetes; Eurotiales; Aspergillaceae. The transcript has a single exon. The record is from RefSeq and is a predicted model, not a curated record.
AUGUCCGACUCCCAUCCCCCCACUACUCAAGACCAAACCCCUCUCCUUUCGCAAGAUCAAACCGAAAAUUUCACCAACCUCGAAGAAAACAAGCCCCUCCCGAUAAAAACCCACCACUGCCGCUUCUGCAACCACCUCCUCCUCGCGACAACACGUUCCUUAUCUUUGUUGCCCCGCCGAAAAGAUCCCGCCCGCGACGCCGCGCUAAUCCUCCCACUCCCGAAAUCGACUACCAAUGACGACGAAGAUGAAACGGACCAGAAUCGUGGAACGAAAGGGGUGAAGCAUUACUCCAUCCUGCUUAGUACGAGUAUACCGGACCGCAAGGCGACGCUGGUACGGCGCGAGGAUGGGUUCGAGAAGAGGUUGUUUCUGCGGUGUGGGCGGUGUCGGGUUGUUGUUGGGUAUUUUUUGGACGAUGUGCACUUUCUAGGACAUACAGAUGAUAAGGGAGCUGGUGAAGGGGGAGGGGCGAAGGUAGUGUAUUUACUACCUGGGGGACUGGUGGAAACCGGUGCCAUGGGCGAUGAAGAUAAAGUGAAGGCUAUGGACCAGGAAUGGAGUGGGUGGGAAUGA